Molecule: messenger RNA, 942 nt
Organism: Sciurus carolinensis (gray squirrel)
Lineage: Eukaryota; Metazoa; Chordata; Mammalia; Rodentia; Sciuridae
Product: olfactory receptor 8K3-like
Exons: 1
Coding region: 1-942 (313 amino acids)
Biological process (GO): G protein-coupled receptor signaling pathway; sensory perception of smell
Cellular component (GO): membrane
Molecular function (GO): G protein-coupled receptor activity; olfactory receptor activity; odorant binding
Source: RefSeq, a predicted model, not a curated record
AUGGAGAAACACAAUCUCACAGUGGUGCAUGACUUCAUUCUGAAGGGCAUCACGUCGUGCCCUGAGCUGCAGGCUCCACUGUUUGGGCUGUUCCUCAUCGUCUACCUGGUUUCAGUGCUGGGCAACCUGGGCAUGAUCAUUCUCACCAAGGUGGACUCCAGGCUACAAACACCCAUGUACUUUUUUCUUAGAAACCUUGCUUUCACUGAUUUUGGAUAUUCUACAUCUGUGGGCCCCAAAAUGUUGGUCAAUUUUGUUGCGGAUCAAAAUACAAUUUCCUUUUAUUUUUGUGCUACGCAGCUGGCUUUCUUUCUCUUCUUCAUUGGAAGUGAACUUUUUAUUCUGUCUGCAAUGGCCUACGAUCGCUAUGUGGCCAUCUGUAACCCUCUCCUCUACACUGUCGUCAUGUCGAACAGGUUAUGUCAGUUGCUAGUGGCAAUCCCCUAUCUCUAUUGUACAUUUAUGUCACUGACAGUCACUAUAAAGAUUUUUAGUUUAUCCUUCUGUGGCUACAAUGUCAUUAAUCAUUUCUACUGUGACUGUAUGCCUUUGUUAUCUUUGCUAUGUUCAGAUACUCAUGAUGUUGAACUAAUAAUUAUGAGCUUUGCAGCUUUUGAUCUGCUUUCCUCUCUUCUGAUCGUCCUGGUGUCCUACCUGCUCAUCCUCAUAGCCAUUCUCAGGAUGAAGUCAGCUGAGGGCAGGCUCAAGGCUUUCUCCACCUGCGGAUCCCACUUGACUGUGGUCACUGUGUUCUAUGGGACUUUGAUAUUUAUGCAUGUGCAGCCCAAGUCCAGUCACUCCUUGGACACUGAUAAAGUGGCUUCCAUAUUUUACACUCUGAUCAUCCAAAUGUUGAAUCCCUUGAUCUACAGUUUGAGGAAUAAAGACGUAAAGUAUGCUCUACAAAACACAUGGAAAAGGAUAUGCAGUGUCAUCUCUUAA